AGGCCGCUCGCUGCUCCUGCAACCCUCGCUCGCGGCGUUGACAGCCACCCUCACGGAGCCGCAGCAGCUCUGGGCUCGGACAAUUUGAAAGUACAAUAGUUGUUUUCCCAGUUCACUCGACCAGCAAGCCUAUCGGAUUUAAGUGGAGAAGUCCGCUGCUUGUGUUCUCUCUCUUGCUCGCUCGCUUAUAAACGCCUAACACCUACAUAUAUUUCUAAAACAUUCAAUAUAAUUAACAAUCAAAAGAAAAAGGAGAAAAGGAAGGGAAAUAUUACUGGGUUACUAUGCACUUGCGACUGAUUCCUUGGUUUUUUAUCAUUUUGAACUCUAUGGAAUACAUCGGCAGCCAAAACGCCUCCCGGGGAAGGCGCCAGCGAAGAAUGCAUCCUAAUGUCAGUCAAGGCUGCCAAGGAGGCUGUGCUACGUGUUCAGAUUACAACGGAUGUUUGUCAUGUAAGCCCAGACUAUUUUUUGUUCUGGAAAGAAUUGGCAUGAAGCAGAUUGGAGUGUGUCUCUCUUCAUGUCCAAGUGGAUAUUAUGGAACUCGAUAUCCAGAUAUAAAUAAGUGUACAAAAUGCAAAGCUGACUGUGAUACCUGUUUCAACAAAAAUUUCUGCACAAAGUGUAAAAGUGGGUUUUAUUUACACCUUGGAAAGUGCCUUGAAAAUUGCCCAGAAGGGUUGGAAACCAACAACCAUACCAUGGAGUGCAUCAGUAUUGUGCACUGUGAGGCCAGUGAGUGGAGUCCUUGGAGUUCAUGCAUGAAGAAAGGAAAAACAUGUGGCUUCAAAAGAGGAACUGAAACCCGGGUCCGAGAAAUAAUACAGCAUCCGUCAGCAAAGGGCAAUCUGUGCCCCCCCACCAGUGAGACAAGAAAGUGUACAGUGCAAAAAAAGAAGUGUCAAAAGGGAGAACGAGGGAAAAAAGGAAGGGAAAAGAAAAGAAAAAAACUUAAUAAAGAAGAAAGUAAGGAUGCUAUACCUGAUAACAAGGGUUUGGAACCCAGCAGAGAAACUCCAGAACAACGAGAAAACAAAGACAAACAGCAGCAGAAGAAGCGGAAGGUUCAAGAUAAGCAACAGAAAUCGGUAUCAGUCAGCACUGUACACUAGAGGGUCCCGUGGGAUUUUGUAGACUCAUGAUGCUGCUAUCUCAACCAGAUGCCCAGGACAGGUGCUCUAGCCAUUAGGACCAGAAAUGGACAACAUGUCAGCUAUUGCUCAGUCCAAACAACAUUCCAAAUAGUUGCUAUAAUCUUCAUACAAGCAUAGUUAACAACAAAGAACCAAACAUUCAAAGAAGGGAUGCUUUCGAAUGGUUAUCGUAUGUGCUUCUGUGCAUUUUUAAAAGACAAGAAAUUUUGUACAUAAUUACCAGUAGGCUAUAAGAUGUAACAACAUAAUGAUAACAUCUAGAGAAGCAACAUCUCUUCCCUCUGAAACAUUUUUUUCAAGCUAUUUUUUAAGGAGCAAAAGAUAACUCUGUCAUUUAAAGAUUCAGUAUCCCUUCAAAACAAAUAAGACAUCAGGGGAGAGAAACAUCUUUCAAAGGAUGGUGUUGUUUUGCCUGGGAGAUCUAGAGAGUGCUCAGACAUUAGGGCCUGGCAUUUGGAAUCAUAGGAAUGAUCAUCACAGAAACAACGGUUUUAAGAUCGGUUCUGUUGCCCUCAUCCUGUCCUCCCCAAGAAGCAUGAGCGUGCACACCAGAGUUAAACAUACUGUAUGGGAUUGGAGAAAGGCAAAAAGUGGAAGAAACCAUAGAGUGGGAGAUGAUUUUUGUGCUUUACAAAGCUGUGAAGGGUUGUGAUUACCUGGAACACGUCUCCAGUCUAUGUCAGCACUGUGUGGUUCAGCCUCUGCUACCCCUUGGGUUAUAUAAAUCUGUAAACAUGUACCUGUAACGUACUUCCAAAAAAAUCAUACUUAUUAGAAGAAAAUUCUGAUUUCAUAGAAAACAAAAACUAGAGCAAAGUGAUAUAACAUGUUUGCGUGUUUUCUUUUGCAAGGAGGGAAGAACAAUUUUAUUACCUGCUUUUGGUCCACCUGGAACUAAAAGGGACACUACUUUCUAACAAGGUGUAUCUAGUAGGGGAAAGCCACCACAAUAAAUAUAUUUGUUGAUAGUUUUU
Messenger RNA from Condylura cristata (star-nosed mole), 2128 nucleotides. RefSeq names its product R-spondin 3 (gene RSPO3). NCBI's taxonomy places the organism in Eukaryota, Metazoa, Chordata, Mammalia, Eulipotyphla, Talpidae. The record is from RefSeq and is a predicted model, not a curated record. The transcript is spliced from 5 exons. The coding region runs from base 285 to 1112 and encodes 275 amino acids.